AUGGAAGGCGAUCAAUCGGAUGAGAUCUUCGACGAAUUUCCAUCUGACGAAGAAGAUGAAAUCAAGAAACUUCUGUUGACAAAAGAAAAAGAAUUAGCGAAAGCAGAGAUCGACCUAAUUAAACAAGAAGAAAAAAUUAAUGAUCUCAAUAAGCAAAUCGAUGAACUUCAUAAAGAGAUUUUGGCGAAAGAUUCGAGCUUAGAAGAAUUAAAUAAUACUAUAAAAGAGUAUAACUGGCAAAUGAUCAACAAAGAUUCUCGAAUCGGUGAUCUGGAUUCUAGUAUAAAAUAUCAACAAGAAGGGCAAAUAAAAUAUUUGCAAGACGAUCUUAAUAAAUGUAUGCAAAUAAAUAGCCAACUUCGGCUUCAACUAAAGCAGAAAGAUGAAGAAAUUGAAAUUCAACAACAGAGAUUGGAAAUAAUGAAAGAACAAGAAAGAGAAUCUGGUCGUCGUCUUCCACCCAGUGAGUCUGAAUUGAAAAUGUUGCAAGAAAAACUUGUGGACGCUCAUGAUACUAUUCGGAAGUUAAAUCAUAAGCUUGAAAAUGCGAAUAUGGAAUUAGAAAUUUACAAACAUCAAGCAAAUAUGGAUGAAGUUCGGAAAAUUAGCGGCAGCUAUAUGGAACCAGCUAAUAGUAUUAGUUCAGCAUUUCAUGAUGGAAAUUAUAUGGAGGAAUUGACAAAAGAAGCAAUCAAAUCGUCCAAAAAAAGCUUCGACCUAUCAGCGCAACUAAAAGAAUCGGAAAGUCAAAAAAAAUCCUUGAUGGAACGUGAAAAAUCUCUGGAAGAGGACCUUAAGAAAAUGAGUGUGGACAUUUGGUUAGCGAAAGAGCGAAUUGCAAAUCAAGAUCGUGAAUUAUCUGAGUUGCAUGGCGAAAAUGGUCGUUUAAAAGGUGAAAUCGAGCAUCUUCGUCAUCAACUUUCAACACGGCCAGUUGGCGAAAUUUCCACUGAUAAAGAAUUAAGAGAAGCACUCGAAAGGGCUUACAGCGAGCGCGACGCUAUUCGGGAGCAUUACAAUAAAAGCGAAUGGUUCUUGGGAGAGACAAAGGCGAGACUUGGAGAAAUGGAAUAUAGAUAUGGUGAUGCUGAAGCGAGAAGAAUUAACACGCAGUUCGAACUUGACCAGACUCGUUUAGAAAUAAAUCGUUUAGGCAGAGAGCUGGAUGAGGUUCGUCGUCUCAAAGAUUUGACGAAUGUGUCAUUACGCGACACCUUCCUUAUCAAAAGAGAUCCAAUGGGACAACGUGAAAAGUGGAAACUAGCGAUGUGGCUUUAUUCCUUGCUAGGUUGGAAAGAAAUUUAUAGGAAUGAAGAACAUUCGCCGCAUGAUAUCAAUAAUUAUCGAAGAAUAAAGUUUGAAAUUGCCGCUGGUCAUUCAACUCAAGCAGUGUUCUUAUUUGGAAGCUUUGUGAAUUGGGAAUGCGGUUUGGUAUGUACGAGAACGGAUGAUGGGACAAUGUUUAGUGUAUCGGUGGAUUUGCCGGAAGGUUAUUAUGAAUUUCUAUUUGUUGUCGAUGGAAAUUGGCAAACAAGUGACCGUUAUGAGGUCGUAUGGAAUAAUUUUGGCAAAAAAAACAACAGUAUUUAUGUUCACUAA
Molecule: messenger RNA, 1599 nt
Organism: Dracunculus medinensis (Guinea worm)
Lineage: Eukaryota; Metazoa; Nematoda; Chromadorea; Rhabditida; Dracunculidae
Source: the annotation of a GenBank genome assembly